This is a messenger RNA of Saccostrea cuccullata (small rock oyster), 5487 nucleotides long. RefSeq names its product NACHT and WD repeat domain-containing protein 2-like. Gene Ontology annotation, molecular function: protein binding. The record is from RefSeq and is a predicted model, not a curated record. NCBI's taxonomy places the organism in Eukaryota, Metazoa, Mollusca, Bivalvia, Ostreida, Ostreidae. The transcript is spliced from 29 exons. The coding region runs from base 1 to 5334 and encodes 1777 amino acids.
AUGGGCAGCUCGGCAGGAAAAGAGAAACAGCCUGCGGAUAAGGGAGAUUCAAAUGACAAUGUCGUACAACAGAAAACAGCUUCCACACCGGCCUCCCAAUCUAAAAGCCAAGGAAAUUCAGAAACAGUACAGCAUUCAGAACGUGUAUUGGCGAAAAAGAAAACGGAGAAUGGGGGCGAAGGAGUGCUACCCAACAGACAAGAUCGACCCAAGACCAGUAAAGAAAGGAUGCAAAUGCAGAGGGAAAAAACAAUAAUGGUAUCAAAGGAAAGAACGCCAAAACUUCAACGACAAAAAACGGGUGGGUUUAAAAGAGAGAAAACAAUGGGACUAACAAGGCAAAAGACAGUGCUCAACGACAAAGCCUUGAAAGGAAAGAAGCUGACCAAAACAAUAUCCAAGGAACAUAUCACAUCAUCAACGUUAAAAUCUGGUAUGAACGCCAUUCUUCUGGGAAGUACAACAGUGGAUCUCCCGUCUACGGCCAAAAUUGUUCGUAUAUUCACCAGCAGUACAUUCAAGGACACAGAGAAUGAAAGAAACAUGUGGAUGACCGAGGCCUACCCCGCCAUCAAACUCUUCUGCCAGAAGCUGGGUUACGAGUUCCAGGUGGUGGACAUGCGCUGGGGAGUCCGAAAUGAGAGUGUAGACGAACACAACGGCACAGAGAUGUGUCUCCGAGAAGUCCAGCAAUGCCAAAGACUAUCAACAGGACCCAACUUUGUUUCCCUUCUUUCACAUCGAUAUGGAUACAGAAAUCUUCCUAGAGUGAUCGAGGCGUCAGAGUUCGAGAAGUUGGUCGAAGCUGUCAACCCCGAUCCCAAAAAGGUCUUACUCAAAUGGUAUCGUCGUGAUGAGAACGCCGUGCCACCGGUCUAUGCUCUUACACAAAUCAGCAAAUUUCUGCCUGAUUUCUUGUCAACUGAUUCCCAAAAGAAGAGAGAGGCUGCAAACCAGUUUUGGGUUGAAAAUGACAUCAUGCAAGAUGCCCUAGAAAUGGCUGCUAAUCAAGUCCUGGGACCGGAAGAUGCGCGAAGAUACGUUAUAUCAGUGACAGAGAAGGAGACACAGAUGGGGAUUUUAGAUGCUGAGGAUCCAAAGUCUCACUGUCUCUGGUUUAGAAGAAGAAUCAAAGGCAUUGAAGAUUUGGAGCCCAGUACCAUUGUUUCUCAUUACAUAGACAGCACAGGUCCAGAGGAAAAAUGGAGAAAAAACAGAGCUUUACUGAAGGAGCUCUGUGACAGUAGAAUUCCACAAGUCCUUCCUGCUAAAAAUAUACACCAGUAUGAAGUGGAAUGGAAACAAGGAAUCAACUCAAGCCAUCUUGAUCACAAGGAAUAUUUGAUAAAAAUGACUUCGGAUUUUACGACACGAAUGUGCUCCAUGAUUCAAGAAGCGAUUGAGGAGCGAAGAAAGUCGGAGAAAGCAGACUCUUUAAUCCAAGAGAUCAUCAAUCACACAAGCUUCUGUAAAACCAAGCUGGAGAACUUCCACGGCAGAGAGAAAGCACAGGAGAAAAUAAAGGAAUACCUGAAAGACAAGAGCUCGAAAAUUCUGGCCAUUCACGGAUCUUCUGGUAGUGGAAAGACAACUCUCAUGGCAAAAGCUGUCGAAAUCUCGGCAAAUUCUCUGCGAAAAACAACUAAUAAGACAGUGGCUGUCGCUUUUAGGUUUGUUGGAACAACCCCUGGAAGUUCUAACGUCAGCGCUCUUUUGGAGAGUCUAACAAGACAGAUCACAUUAAUAUACCAAGAGGAUCUGAAAGUAUCAGAGGAGCUGAGAGAACUAGUUGAACAGUUUGAUCACGUGCUACAUUACGCAAGUGCAGAACUCCCUCUGGUUGUGAUGAUUGACUCCUUAGACCAGUUGGACCCCGCUAACAAUGCUAGGAAUCUCUCCUGGCUUCCUCAGGAACUUCCCCCUCACGUUAAAUUUAUUGUCUCUACUUUGGAAGAGGACAUUUAUGAAUGCUUCCCAAAUCUUCAGGGCUUCCUUCCUCCGGAAAACUUAUUUUCCAUACCAAAGCUGCCAACAAAUGACGCUAGUGGAAUUGUAGACCACUGGUUAAAAAACAAAGAUCGUUGUAUCACUAAAAGACAAAGAGAGAUACUAUUGAAGGCGUUUGAAAAGUGUCCAUUACCGUUGUAUCUAAAGAUGUCUUUGGACGAAGCUUGUCGCUGGAAUUCCUUUUCCUCGGAGUCGGAAACUGUUCUGGAAAAGACAAUUCGAGAAAGCAUAAAUGCUCUCUUCCAACGUCUUGAGAAGUCUCAUGGACUUCUGAUGAUGUCAAGAUCCAUGGGUUAUCUUACUGCAGCUAGGAAUGGUUUAUCAGAAUCUGAAUUGGAAGACAUUUUGUCAUGUGACGAUGACGUUCUGAAUGACGUAUACCAGUACUGGAAACCACCUAUUAGACGUCUGCCGCCUCUAAUGAUGGCAAGACUGAGGACAGAUCUUCAGCAAUAUCUAGUGGAGCGAGGGGCUGAUAAUGUAACUGUAACUAGCUGGUAUCACAGACAAUUUCUGGAAGCUGCUGAAAAUAGAUACUGUCCACCCAAGGAUCUUGCAUUCCUUCACAGCCAACUUGCAGAUUUCUUCGACGGAAAAUGGGCCAGUGAAAAGAAACCAUACAAAGACAAAGAUGGGAAGAGUAAUGAAGAAAUUCGCCAUGUGAUGUCUCAGCCUUUGAUGUAUGGGGAAACCUACAAUCUCCGGAAACUGAACAACCUCCCGUACCACCUGAUCCAUGCAGGGAACGUCGCAGCCCUGAAAGAAAAAUGUCUCUGCAAUUUUGAGUUUCUUCAGCACAAGCUUUUGGCGACUUCAUGCAGAGAAGUAAUAGACGAUUUUGAUCAUGCAAGGCAUACCUUUCCCAAAGAGAAGGAUUUAGAAUUACUUGGAGAGGCUUUUCAACUGUCGGAAGAUGACGUCAUAUACGACCCUCUCAUGUUUCCAUCACAGAUGAUAGACCGACUUGCUGAUGAAAAGAUUGUAAAAGAUUUCGUCACGCAAUGUAAAAGCUGUACUCACCCACACAUUCGUCCCAACCAAGAGGUUCUAAUAAAACCCGGGGGACAGAUGCGCUGUGCUAUGGCGGGUCACAGAGCAUCAUUGAAGUCGCUGGACCUGAAACAGGACGGGAAAACAGCGGUCACUUGUUGUGAAAUUGGCGAUGACGAAAUUCGAACUUGGGAUGUUACGCGUGGGAAACUAAUUCGUACAUAUGAUGGAUUAGGAGACCACCCAUUUUCAGUUUACUAUGUGAACAAUGACAGCUUCAUCAUGAUAAACUACAUAAAUCUCAUAAAAACAAUCAACGAGUUAGGAGAAGUAAUGUUCACAAUUCAGCCUCGUUCUGUACAACAUACACUUGUUGUGGGUGGCACCGGAAACACGUGGUUAGGGCUGUUCCAGGAGCAAAUGGUGGAAUUAUAUGAUGCAAAAAGCGGGGAAGUAAAACACAAGGUUUCUAACAGCGACAUGUCAGGUCUAAAAUUUGGUGUCGAUGGAAUUGCGACGGCCGUCGUUAGACCUAGUUAUAAUUCUCAUGGGUCUUACAAUUACAUGGUUGUGACGGAUUCAACUCAACAAUACAUUUCUGUGUUCAGUCUGAAAAAGAAGGCUUUCAUAUGUACGCGUCAAGUGUUUACAGAUAACGCAAAUGGUGACGCAUACACAGUGGACGCAAUGGUUAUUUCAGCAGAUGAGCGUCAAGUUUGUUAUUGCGAUUGCUUCACAAAUGACCUUCACAUUGCAGACAUUAAUACUCUGAAGGACAACAAAGUGCAUAAAGGCAGUGGUGAUGAUUAUACCUUAAAUUAUCAUGUUUCCAAAGACGGAAAAUCUUUGUAUUGUGUGUCAAAUAGAGAUAUCGUGAUAUGGGACCUGAAAUCUGGAGAGCGGAAGUACACAUUACAACACUCGUGCUACGUUACUGACGCACGGACCGUUGAUUUCCGAACAAUGGUCACCAUAACAGAGGAUAAAGUUGUCUAUGUCUGGGAUAUGACUCGUCCAGAGAAAAGAGGACAUAAAGAAAAAUUUAACGUCGGUCAAAACGUUUGGAACAUUAUCACCCUUCCAAAUAGUCGCUACGUAGCAGCGCUUAUGAAAAAGACGAGUCAAUCUACGAAUGACUUUGCUCUGAUAAUUUAUGAUCUAGUGGACAGGAAUAUUGUUCGACAAGCAAACAUUAUGGAAACGCCGGGUGUGUUCGAAUUGAUUGAUGAUGAGCACGUUCUGGUGAAUAUGGGGAGUAGUAAGAUAAAGAUAGUUAAUUUGAAUACCAUGACGGUGGUGCAUACAUUUCAAGGAAAAAUCCCAAAAUCCGAAGAACCACAAGUCAAUGUUAUAUCUGAUCAUAACAAGAUAGUGGUGCAGACCAAAGGGUCAAGUCACCUUAAAGUCUACGAUAUCAACCAGGAGGAAACAGAAUGUAUAAUUCAAAACCCUCUUUCCAAUGAAAGAAUUGAAAAACUAUAUACCAACAAUAAAACUUUGAAAGUUGCCGCAUUGACGGACUACAAGAACAUAAUUGUUUUCAACAUAAAAGACAAGACUUCCAAAGUGGUCACUGCUGCCGACAUUAAGGUGGACGAACUCGGAGAAAUCGUUGCAGUGGCGCCAUGCGGUGACAAUAUUGUUUUAACGGGUGCAAAAAGUUUUACAAUUCACGACGAAGUUACGGAAGAAAUUUUGGGUUAUAUUUGGAACUCUAAGAGUGGAAAACUAGUUGCAGAACUACACGAUAAAGAAUAUCAGAUCAAUUACGUAUUAAAAGAGAAUCAAAGAGGGUUAUCAAUUUCUGUUGAUGAUGUCAUGUUUAUCACUGACACGUGGUUUCUGACAUCAGACGAUGAUUACAUCAUGCGAGUGUGGGAUAUAAAUACAGGUACCUUGAUGAAGAGACUCACAGGACACGAGUCAAACAUUGAGAUGUUUUCAAUCACUGAUGGUCCUUUGUUUGUAUCUUAUGGCUGCUGGGAGGAGGAAAAUGCCAUUAAACUCUGGUCAACUGAAAGUUUGGAAUGCGUAGCUUCGUUUAAGUUAGACAGUGCAUUUGGAAAAUUAAGGCUGUGUAAGGACGGGUUAACAUUCGUGACAACAGAAAUUAACCCCUCCCGUAUUAUUCACUGGAAGUUACAUGGGGUAGAGGAAAUUGUAGACUUGUCCAAACUUCCCAAGAAAUUUGGUGGAAAGGUUCUGGAAGUCGACCUUGACCUUCAGGCAGUAGAGGAUUAUGAGGAUGAUCCUAAUGACCCUGACACUGAUAUCGAGUUUAAUGAUGACGACGAUGAUGACGAUGAAGAAUACGAAGAAUAUGAAGAGGAGAUAUGAGCCAUAGAGAUAUUUCAUGGUUCAUAUCAAGUUUCAUUUUAAUGUCACAAACAGAUAUUUUUCAUGCCUACCUCAUUGUUUGUUUUUAUAUGUUCAGAGGUUUUCACCUCUCUAAUUAUACUUCACAGCAAUCGAUGAUAUUUAUCAUCUUUA